Messenger RNA from Microcebus murinus (gray mouse lemur), 889 nucleotides. RefSeq names its product SAYSVFN motif domain containing 1 (gene SAYSD1). Lineage: Eukaryota; Metazoa; Chordata; Mammalia; Primates; Cheirogaleidae. The record is from RefSeq and is a predicted model, not a curated record.
GCGGCCCGGCAGCGGGCACGCGGGGGAAGGGCCCUGCGGGAGGGCGCGCGCGCUUCCGGGUGAGCGGGCGCGGGGGGCGCGCGCGCGCGCGCCAUGGAACAGCGGUUAGCCGAGUUUCGGGCGGCCCGAAAACGGGCCGGCUUGGCGGCCCAACCGAGUACUUCGAGCCAGAGCGCACAGACCCCGGGAGAGAAGACGGAAGCAGCUUCGACUCUAAGGGCAGCCCCAAGCUGGCUAAAGCGGCUCCUGGCUUGGAAACCGAGGCCUACUAGUGCCCAGGCCCAAGCCAGCCUCGCUCAGGAAGCGGCUCAGCCUGGGAGCAGCACAUCACAGCCACCGCGGAACAGAGCCGUUCCUCUGCCAUCGUGCUGGGACCAGUCCUUCCUGACCAAUGUCACCUUCUUGAAGGUUCUUCUCUGGUUGGUCCUACUGGGACUGUUUGUGGAACUGGAAUUUGGCCUGGCUUAUUUUGUCCUGUCCUUGUUCUACUGGAUGUAUGUUGGGACGCGAGGCCCCGAAGAGAAGCAGGAGGGAGAGAAGAGCGCCUACUCUGUGUUCAACCCGGGCUGUGAAGCCAUCCAGGGCACCCUGACUGCAGAGCAGCUGGAGCGAGAGUUACACUUGAGACCCCUGGAGGAGAGAUAGGACCUAGCCCCACUGUCCCGCAGCUAACCUCGGACGUGGUCCUCCUAGAUUCGAUUUCAGGUGCAUAGGACGAAGGACAGCUUAUAGGUUAGCUCUGUGACUGCACAGUUCUUCUACAUUCUUUUCCUGAUCCGCUGCUGCAAUUUUAUCUCUGAACUUCUCUUUGGUUCCGGUGAAAUUCUCUAAAAGACACUCGCUGUGGAUCUGAUGCAAUUUAUAUAAAUUACAUACUCAGCAAAGGAGA